Closterium sp. Naga37s-1 is the source of this 2097-nucleotide messenger RNA. The record is from the annotation of a GenBank genome assembly. Lineage: Eukaryota; Viridiplantae; Streptophyta; Zygnematophyceae; Desmidiales; Closteriaceae.
AUGAACGGCUGGAACCUUUGCGGCGAUUUGCGCGGCGAGGCGCAGCGCAGAAAGCGCAGAUGCUGUGCUGAGAAGGGCGCAACGACGGAGAACUGGGAAAUCGCAGAGGCGGGGGUUGGGGAAACGAGGGAGUUCGGCGGAGGCGGAAUGCAUGCGCGGAGGCGGCAGGUCGACGUGGCGAUGCGCGCGAGCGGCAUGAUGGGCGGAGGAACAGGGAGCGCGGAGGAGCUGUCGUUAGAGGCGCGCCGUGGAGAAGGUGAACAAGAUACUGCUGCAAGCAGUGAUGGCUCGCCGCUCCGUGGAGGCGGGGACGCCGUUUCAAGCGGCUGGUACAGGGCGCAAGCGAGGUCGCACGGGGCUCAUGACUCUGCUGCUGCACACCGCAUAAGGGAGUCGGUCCCCCAUCACUCCCCCAACACUCCCCCAUUGCUCCCCCAUCGCCCCCCCAUCGCUCCCACAUUGUUGCCCCCAUUUCUCUUAAUGCGGCAGCACCUGCUAGCCCAUGCAAUCUCCCUCUUCCAUAACUACCGCACUCGUCUGCCCCUUUCCACUUCUUCGCCUCUCCCCUCAUGUGCGUUUCUGGCAGCACCUGGCAACGGUUUCACGGGGGAGAUUGCGUUCGCGGCGGAGCAGGUGCGAAGGGCGCAGAAGGAGCGGGGUGCGGUGAUGAGGGGUGACGGCGGUGACGCUGGCGGAACAGGGCAGGGGCGGAGAGGAGAGGAGGGCGCGGAAUGUAUUUGGGGGGGAUCGGGGGGGGACAGGGGGGUGGGUGGGGGAGGAGCAGGCGGGAGUGGGCGGCGGAGAGGCAUGGGCGAAAGUGGCGGAGGUGGGUUCGCAGCUUCCGCAGUGGCUGCUGGGAAAGGCGGCGCCUGCGCCCCUGUCCCCAUCCCCAUCCGCUCCCUCGCGCCCAUCUCACUCCGUCAGCACAAGCCACGGUAUGCCAUCGCCGCCCCUCUCCUCCCCAGCCCCCGCCUACCCCAGCUUCGUACCCGCCAGCCACACCAUGCCGGUAGGGCCUUCCGCACCCCGGGGCCACGCCAUUCCCCCCUCCAUCUCCGCUUCCCCGGCUGCCCCCAUGCCCGCUCCCUGUGCGGCCACUGCUCCCAACGCCCCUCCACACACAGCGCGUUACAAGGCCGGCCAGUGGCAGCAACAGCAGCAGGUGUGGUGAGGAGAAUAUCCCUGUCAAUACCACAGCAGCCGCAGCAGCCGCUGCGGGUUCUUGUGGAGGCAAGCUUACCACUCUCCCGCUGCCGCCCCUCCUUCUCUUUCCCCGUCCCGGUCGCCCGUCAAACCCCUCCCCCCCCUUCUCCUACCACCAUCCCCCUGGUCCCUCCCGCGCAUUCCCCAUCUCCCUGCCGCCACGCCCCUCCCAGCCGACAUGCCCCUCCCUGCCGAGCUUCCCCUGCUGGAGAAGGAGCGCCUCAAGGCCGGGCUGCGGCGUUCUCAGCGCCAUGGCUCCGUGUCUGCUUCUCCAAUCCCCUCUCCCCGGCCCCACUGCUCUCAUCUCAUCUUCCUUCUCCUUCCCUCCCCCAUUCCUUGCCCUUCCUCCCUGCUUCCCCCUCCUCUCGCUUCUCCAUGUCCCGCCUCCAGCUCUUUGCUCUCCCUGCCUCACCACUCUGUGCCGCUGCCCGCCCAAGUGAGCCCAGUGGCAUCCGCGCGUGCCUGCCGCCUGCUCCUUCUUGGGACCGCUUCGUCUGGGCGCCGCAAGCACCGGGGGCGAAGGAGGGGCAGUCAGAGGGAGGAGCCCCUUGCAUCAGCCCCUCCGCCGCACGCCUCGCCCGCACCAGCAGCAUUAGCUCCUCUGCUGCGUGGCCCCCAUACGCUGCUGCCCUGGGGGGGAACACAGGCGGGAGCACAGGCGGGAGCAUGGGGGUGGGGGGGAGUGGGGGGGAUGGAGGGCAGCUUGGAGGCGGCGGGUGUGAGGGGAGUAGCAGCGGCGGAGAGACAGGAGCGCUCGGGCAUGGAGGGAUCCCCCAGGUCCCGCGUGGUGUGCUCACUCCGUCUUCUCUCACCCCGCCUGGCUGUGAAACCGAAUACAUGGGCGAGAGGGGCACCUCCUUAACCUGUAACGGAUGGUUUCCUCAUGAUACUUGA